Molecule: messenger RNA, 723 nt
Organism: Musca domestica (house fly)
Lineage: Eukaryota; Metazoa; Arthropoda; Insecta; Diptera; Muscidae
Gene: UQCR-11
Product: cytochrome b-c1 complex subunit 6, mitochondrial
Exons: 3
Coding region: 158-433 (91 amino acids)
Biological process (GO): mitochondrial electron transport, ubiquinol to cytochrome c
Source: RefSeq, a predicted model, not a curated record
CAUAACAAUGUUGUAAUUAUUAUGCGUCUUACGCUAACGUAACGCUCAACAUCACGUUUUAAAUUUGGGUCGUCGUACUGACAGUUGUUUAACUACACACAACUUCAUAACAUAUUUGCUAAAAAAAUUGGUGGUUGCAUCACAGAUUUUGGCAACUAUGGCAUUCACUAACUUUUGGAAUUCAUUGAUUUCAAUGCCAUCUGUUAGGGCAGAAGAAGAGGAGGAAGCUGAUUUGGUUGAUCCCCAGACAACUUUGAGGGAACAAUGUCAAACCAAGGGAAAUAUAGAAGCCCUUUACAAUAAAUAUCAAGCUUGUAAUGAUCGUGUAAAUAGCAGGACCAAAACAACUGAAAACUGUAUGGAAGAACUAUUCGAUUACGUACAGGAACUCGAUCACUGCGUAGCUCACAGUCUCUUCUCUAAACUGAAGUGAAACCCAUAAGAAAAACUUAAAGUGUUACAAUAAUCUGGCAACUGAUAUAAAUUAGCCAAUAUCUAAAUUGCCCCAAGAGCAUGUUAAACCUUAUUGAUUUUUUUGGCAAUAAAUGAAUUAAGUAAAAGUGAAUCAAAAAUCAUUUUAAAUGACACAUAUUCAUUACAAGUUUAGUGUAAACAUGUAUGCAAACUUGUUUCAGGCUGGGCACAAAAUGUAAAAAAAUUGUGACUGUGUUUUUAGAUAAAAAAAAUAAAUAUUGCAAGCGUUUCCUUGUCUCUAUAAACAGA